Aspergillus sclerotioniger CBS 115572 is the source of this 1131-nucleotide messenger RNA. RefSeq names its product tetratricopeptide repeat protein. NCBI's taxonomy places the organism in Eukaryota, Fungi, Ascomycota, Eurotiomycetes, Eurotiales, Aspergillaceae. The transcript has 6 exons. Gene Ontology annotation, molecular function: protein binding. The coding region runs from base 1 to 1131 and encodes 376 amino acids. The record is from RefSeq and is a predicted model, not a curated record.
AUGCCGCUCCGCGAAAUACUUCACAAGAAGGACGCCCUCAACAACUCGGCGGCCCAAUAUGCCGCAGACGCGAUCCCUACAACCUCUGUGAGCACCGUUCCUCAAAUUACCUUUAUCCGGACCGAUACGAAUACCCACGAAGUCAUCCGUCCACCCGUCUUCGACGGAGAUGACGAUCACCCCGACAAUCGAUAUCUAGACCCAGUCCCUCCUUCCCCUUCGCACCGCAAGUCAUUAAACCCAUUCCGUCGAUCGCGUGCACCAUCGGAGUCGUCGGGUACGAGCUCGCCAACACGUCCGCGUGGAGAAAGACGGUUGACGCACCUGCUGCAUCUGGAUCGCUCGGGCUCGCGGAACUCCAGCUCGUCGUCGGUCAAUGUGCCGUCCGACCUUCCGCAGAUCAACAAUGAUAGAGGCGAUGAACAAGACAGGGAGGCACAAUGGGAGAGGAGGGCAACGGUGCUGGUGCAGCGCACCCCGCAACUCGGGGCUUCGUGUCUGUCGCCUACCUCGCCGACAGGCUUCGGAUUGGAUGGUGCAUCCUCCAGGUCGCGCAGUUCUAGUCAGAGUGGGAUAAACGGUCCAGGAGAGGAUAUCAAUAUCCAAGAGGCGAUUCGACUUCACGAAGCUGGAGAUCUAGACCGGUCAACAAAGAUGUUUGAGCAGCUGGCGGAUCCCAACGGUGCCAACAAUGCGCUCAGCCAGGUGCUCUAUGGACUGGCACUCCGACAUGGUUGGGGAUGCUCGUUAGACCCCGAUAGAGCCGUUAUGUACCUUUCGGCCGCAGCAUCCAACUCGGCAUCGAUCGAGUCCCAGGCGCUCCAGGCCGGCCUCAAGAAGGGCGGGUCGGCUAAGGGAGAGUUGGUUCUAGCCAUAUACGAACUGGCGAACUGCUUCCGUAACGGCUGGGGUGUCAAGAAAGACACCGUCGCGGCGCGCCAAUACUACGAAACGGCGGCCAACCUAGGCGAUACCGACGCGAUGAACGAAGUUGCUUGGUGCUACCUAGAAGGGUUUGGAGGGAAGAAGGACAAGUUUGCGGCCGCCAAAUACUACCGAUUGGCCGAGGAGAAGGGACACAAAUUAAUGGGAAAUUCCUGGAUCUGGAAGGACAAGUACAACCCGCACUGA